Racocetra fulgida is the source of this 1578-nucleotide messenger RNA. The record is from the annotation of a GenBank genome assembly. NCBI's taxonomy places the organism in Eukaryota, Fungi, Glomeromycota, Glomeromycetes, Diversisporales, Gigasporaceae.
AGCAUUGACGAGCCUUCGCUCAAGAAAUUUUUAGAUUUUCGACUUUCGGCUGGCGACUUAGAAGAAUCGAAAAUUGAGUACGAUCGGUAUAAUAAAGAAUUAAUUACCAUCAGCAGAUUUUACGCCGAAGCAUCAGAAUUUGGCCAACAAGUAUCAAAAUGGAAAAUUUCUUUCAAGGAAACGAUAAAGUAUUUUUGGAAACUUCAAGAUGAAAGACAAAAUCUUAUAUUGAAGAAAAAGUUGAUUGAAGAUAAGGUCAAUUUGCGAGAAGAAAAAGCAAAUGCGAAGGUUCAGAAGUUGCAGACUAACCAGUACAUAACCGUUGCCACAGUUGCGACAGAACAAAUCCAACAAUAUGCCAAGUCAACCACCACCAGCAUAACGAAGAAGUUUCUUGAUCAUGACAACGAAAGAACAGCAAAACGUACCAGAACUAAUAAGGAUAGUAAAGAAGAUGAUGAUACCGAAUACAUUCUUUUUUCGAAAUCAGAUGAAAAUGUAUCUUCUGUCUCUCCUAAAAACCAAUUCUUUCUCGACAAUAAUCCUCUUCCGAUAUCGGGUAAAAAAUCAUCCAAUAAUGACAAGGAUACCAUAGAUGAAUUCUUUUCAGGUCCAUCUACGCAAGUUUCACAUGAUCUAGUAAUGACAGAAUACCCACAGCAAACAUUGCCGUGUAUCCUUAAAUCUGGUGAGAAUUUCACCGAUGUGUGGAAUAAGUAUUUGCUUAAAAUUGACUUGCAUCAAUGGAGUGUGGAGAAUGAUAGCAUCGUGGUAACUUUCCAAAACGACAUACUCAAAUCUAUGUGUUUGAAAGAAAGCUGGGAGCAAAUCCGAGGCCAAAAACUACAACUCGCGGAAGAAAGUGAAGACGAGAUCACCUUGUUUGAGCAGUAUGCAUUACUAGUUAUCCAUAUCUUUAUUAGCGAAUUCACAAGUAAAAGAGGCGUGAUCUCACAUCCCUCAACUACAGAGGCCAUGUGGAGUACAAUAAUGAGUUUUAUAACAGGGAAAGCAAUACGAAGUGGAGGUAUAGAAUAUACAUGGGGAGAGGUCGAGAUAGAUUCAACGGCAUUAAGAAAAGAUAGUGGCCGUGAUAUUCUCUCUCUCCAAAAAGUUGCAACAGGGCACAAAGGAGAUGGAACGGGAUUAUCAGAUGAUGGGCGUGAAUGCUUUGUUAUGGAAAUUUCUUAUGCACUGCAAGAUCAAAAUAGGCGGAAAACAGCUGAAGAUCUUUAUAAAUUGCUUCGAGAAAUGAGAGAUAUGCUCCAUAUAUCUAAGAAAGAAAAGCGCGAAUUAGGUUACAAGAUACCCAAAGAGGAUUUGUUUGAGAUGGAGUACAUUAAGCCCUUCUACAUAGUUCGAAAAAUCGGGUCUGUAAAGAUUUCCAACAAUGAUAUCACAAAACUUGCCUUCGUUCUGCGGAUGAUGUGGGCGUUUAAAGAAAGGGUUACCUCAGCAAAUGAAGUAUGGAACAACUUAGAAAGUCGAUAUGAAAAUCAUACAACGCUAGAAUCAUCUGAUGAUGGAGAUAACUUCACAAAGAUGACCCCAAAGAAACAAUCAAAACGUACCGAUUAA